Lepidothrix coronata (blue-crowned manakin) is the source of this 12781-nucleotide messenger RNA. It is a transcript of the gene TENM4, whose product is annotated as teneurin transmembrane protein 4. Bases 678 to 8870 code for a protein of 2730 amino acids. Gene Ontology annotation, molecular function: protein heterodimerization activity; protein homodimerization activity; cell adhesion molecule binding. Gene Ontology annotation, cellular component: neuron projection; membrane. Gene Ontology annotation, biological process: heterophilic cell-cell adhesion; neuron development; signal transduction. NCBI's taxonomy places the organism in Eukaryota, Metazoa, Chordata, Aves, Passeriformes, Pipridae. The transcript has 33 exons. The record is from RefSeq and is a predicted model, not a curated record.
CUGUGUGUGUCUCUCUUUCUCUCUGUGUGUAACAGCGAGAGGGAGAGAGCGAGCGAGGCACGGAGAGGAGGAGGAGGAGGGGGGGAAGCUUUAAAUAAAGCCUUUGGAUUGCAGCUGCUUAUUUUGGGCAGUCCUACCAGGACGAUUCCUGCCAGGAAAGAAGCUGGACCAGUCGUUGUUUUGUUUGGGUUUGUUUUUUGGGGUUUUGUUUUUGGGUUUUUUUUUAAUUUAUUUUGAUUUUGAUUUUUGGGGGUGGCAGAGGUGUAUCUCCGAUCUGCCUGCGGAGAUGAGCUCCGGUGCCUGCCUGUAGUUUCCACUUUUGGAUCGCUGGACACAGAAGUGGCAUUUCGGUGGGGGGAAGCUGCAGACAUGUGAGAAUGGCUGGACCAUUGCAGUGGCGCACUGAUUUUUAUGGAUGGUGAACAAAAAAAGGGGAUUGAGAAGAGACCACACGAGUUAUUCUGACACAUGACUUGAGUGCUUUCUAUUCUUAGACAGAUGAGGAUCUGAAAUAUGUAGACUGAGAAUAACACAUCUCGGUUAAAACAAUAUCCUACAAGAAGCAUUUGAUGGAUUGUUCCUAGAUAUUUCUAAGAGGGCACAUACAAAAAGUUAUUCCAAUCUGACCACCACACAGACAUCAUUUUUUUAAUGUUGAAUACUCAGAUAAGGGUGCCAUGGAUGUAAAAGAGAGGAAACCGUAUCGAUCUCUGACUCGGCGCCGCGACACAGAGCGUCGCUACACGAGCUCUUCGGCUGAGAGUGAGGACAGCAAGGUACCCCAGAAGUCCUACAGCUCCAGCGAGACCCUGAAGGCUUAUGAUCAAGAUUCCAGGUUGACCUACAGCAAUCGGGUCAAAGACAUGGUGCACCAGGAGGCCGAUGAAUUCUGCCGAGCAGGAGCCAACUUCUCUUUGCGAGAACUGGGUCUUGAAGAUGUGACACCCACACAUGGAACUUUGUACCGGACCGAUAUCGGGCUGCCUCACUGUGGCUACUCCAUCAGUGCCGGAUCGGAUGCCGACACAGAGGCAGAUGUGGUCAUGUCGCCCGAGCACCCAGUGAGGCUCUGGGGACGCAACACCAAGUCUGGACGCAGCUCCUGCUUGUCGAGUCGGGCCAACUCCAACCUCACCCUCACCGAUACAGAGCAUGAGAAUACUGAAACUGAUCAUCCUCCAAAUCUUCAAAAUCAUUCAAGACUUAGAACUCCACCACCUCCAAUAUCACAUGCUCACACUCCAAAUCAGCAUCAUGCAGCCUCCAUCAAUUCCCUAAACAGAGGGAACUUCACUCCACGCAGCAACCCCAGCCCAGCUCCUACGGACCACUCUCUUUCUGGAGAACAACCAGCCACUACUCAAGAGCCAGCCCAUGCUCAGGACAACUGGUUACUUAACAGUAACAUCCCACUGGAGACAAGAAACAUAGCAAAGCAGACAUUCCUAGAGACAUUGCAGGACAACCUCAUUGAGAUGGACAUUCUCACCUCCUCCCGACAUGACGGUGCUUACAAUGAUGGGCACUUCCUGUUCAAACCUGGAGGCACUUCUCCCCUUUUUUGUACAACAUCGCCGGGAUAUCCCCUGACGUCCAGCACUGUGUACUCACCUCCCCCUAGGCCCCUUCCCAGAAGUACCUUUUCUAGGCCUGCCUUUAACCUGAAGAAACCCUAUAAGUACUGUAACUGGAAAUGUGCUGCUCUGAGUGCUAUUGUCAUCUCAGUCACGCUGGUGAUCCUGCUGGCCUAUUUCAUAGCCAUGCACCUGUUUGGCCUAAACUGGCACCUGCAGCCGAUGGAAGGGCAGAUGUAUGAAAUCACGGAAGACACAGCCAGCAGUUGGCCAGUGCCAACGGACGUCUCCUUAUAUCCUUCGGGGGGCACAGGGUUAGAGUUACCUGACAGGAAAGGCAAAGGAACCAGUGAAGGAAAGCCCAGUAGUUUCUUUCCAGACGACAGUUUUAUAGACUCCGGAGAGAUUGAUGUAGGCAGACGAGCCACACAGAAGAUCCCUCCUGGUAUUUUUUGGAGAUCUCAGGUGUUCAUCGACCACCCAGUGCAUCUGAAAUUCAAUGUGUCUUUAGGAAAGGCUGCUCUGGUUGGCAUCUAUGGCAGAAAAGGACUCCCACCAUCACACACACAGUUUGACUUUGUCGAGCUCCUUGAUGGAAGACGUCUACUGACACAGGAGGCGAGGAGCUUGGAAGGACCUCAGCGGCAACACAGAGCUUUUGUGCCCUUAUCCAGCCACGAGACGGGAUUUAUCCAGUAUUUAGAUUCAGGAAUAUGGCAUUUAGCCUUCUACAAUGAUGGCAAGGAAUCGGAAGUGGUUUCUUUUCUUACUACUGCUAUUGAAUCAGUGGAUAACUGUCCCAGUAACUGUUAUGGGAAUGGAGACUGCGUGUCUGGGACUUGCCAUUGCUUCCUUGGCUUUCUGGGCCCUGACUGCGGCAGAGCAUCCUGCCCAGUGCUGUGCAGUGGAAAUGGGCAGUACAUGAAGGGAAGGUGCUUGUGCCAUAGUGGCUGGAAGGGAGCAGAGUGCGAUGUCCCAACGAACCAGUGCAUUGAUGUCUCCUGCAAUAACCAUGGCACGUGCAUCAUGGGGACCUGUAUCUGCAACCCAGGAUACAAAGGCGAGAGCUGUGAAGAAGUGGACUGCAUGGAUCCUACCUGCUCAGGACGAGGUGUGUGCGUGCGAGGAGAAUGUCACUGCUCUGUUGGCUGGGGAGGAACAAAUUGUGAGACCCCAAGAGCCACUUGUCUGGAUCAGUGCUCUGGCCAUGGGACCUUCCUCCCGGAUACUGGACUCUGCAGCUGCGAUCCCAACUGGACUGGACAUGAUUGCUCAAUUGAGAUUUGUGCAGCGGACUGCGGAGGACAUGGCAUUUGUGUCGGAGGCACCUGCCGCUGUGAGGAGGGAUGGAUGGGCACAGCCUGUGAUCAGCGAGCGUGUCACCCACGCUGCAAUGAGCACGGGACAUGCCGGGAUGGCAAGUGUGAAUGCAGCCCGGGCUGGAACGGAGAGCACUGCACUAUUGCUCACUAUCUGGAUAAGGUAGUGAAAGAGGGAUGCCCUGGCUUGUGUAACGGCAAUGGCAGAUGCACUCUGGACAUGAACGGCUGGCACUGUGUCUGCCAGCUGGGCUGGAGAGGAGCAGGCUGUGACACUUCCAUGGAGACGGCAUGCGGUGAUGGGAAAGACAACGAUGGAGAUGGCCUGGUGGAUUGCAUGGACCCAGAUUGCUGCUUACAGCCGCUGUGCCACGUCAAUGCGCUUUGCCUGGGCUCCCCAGACCCCCUGGAUAUCAUCCAGGAGACACAAGCCCCCAUCUCCCAGCAGAGCUUGCAUUCCUUCUAUGAUCGAAUCAAGUUCCUGAUUGGCAAGGACAGCACUCACGUCAUCCCAGGAGACAAUCCUUUUGAAGGCGGACAUGCAUGUGUGAUUCGAGGCCAGGUUAUGACGGCAGAUGGAACCCCUCUAGUCGGAGUGAACAUCAGCUUUGUCAACAAUCCUCACCUUGGGUACACAAUCAGCAGACAAGAUGGCAGCUUUGAUCUUGUUACCAUUGGUGGAAUCUCCAUUAUCCUGCACUUUGAACGGGCUCCCUUCAUCACCCAGGAACACACGCUGUGGCUGCCGUGGGAUCGUUUCUUUGUGAUGGAAACCAUAGUCAUGAGGCACGAAGAGAAUGAGAUCCCAAGCUGUGACCUCAGUAACUUUGCCCGGCCCAACCCUGUGGUUUCUCCGUCUCCGCUGACAGCUUUUGCAACUUCCUGCUCAGAGAAAGGUCCUAUUGUUCCUGAAAUCCAGGUGCCUAUAGACAGAUUUGGGGCCAUUAAGGAUGCCCUGAAGUGUCCCUUCAGGCUUCCAGCUGUAGCUUCAGAAAGGUGGAGAUUUCAAGAAGGUCCAUGUCAGAGCUGUCAUGCCUUUGCAGAAGUUUUGGAUACCAUAGAACAGCUCAAAAUUUCAGUAGGUUAUGAGUAUGAAUCCUGUCCAGACUUGAUUCUGUGGGAGAAGAGGACAGCUGUGCUCCAGGGUUAUGAAAUUGAUGCUUCCAAACUUGGAGGAUGGUCCCUGGACAAACACCAUGCCCUCAACAUACAAAGUGGCAUCUUGCACAAAGGAAAUGGGGAAAACCAGUUCAUUUCCCAGCAGCCGCCUGUAAUUGGAAGCAUUAUGGGCAACGGCCGCAGACGUAGCAUUUCUUGUCCAAGCUGCAAUGGUCUGGCAGAUGGGAACAAACUCCUGGCUCCCAUUGCCCUAACAUGUGGGUCUGAUGGAAGCCUUUAUGUUGGAGAUUUCAACUACAUCCGAAGGAUCUUUCCCUCUGGCAAUGUCACCAACAUACUGGAGCUGAGAAAUAAAGAUUUCAGACAUAGCCACAGCCCAGCUCAUAAGUAUUACUUGACCACAGAUCCAAUCACCGGCUCCAUCUACCUCUCCGACACCAACAGCCGACGUAUCUAUAAAAUCAAGUCAACCACAUCAGUGAAAGACAUUGUGAAGAAUUCAGAGGUUUUGGCUGGAACUGGGGAUCAGUGCCUCCCAUUCGAUGAUACCCGCUGCGGAGAUGGAGGCAAAGGCACUGAUGCCACCCUUACAAAUCCCAGGGGCAUCACUGUGGACAAGUUUGGGCUGAUUUACUUUGUAGAUGGCACUAUGAUCAGGCGGAUUGAUCAGAAUGGAAUCAUCUCAACUGUGUUGGGUUCCAAUGACUUGACGUCUGCUCGACCUCUCAGUUGUGACUCUGUUAUGGACAUUUCUCAGGUUCGUCUAGAAUGGCCCACCGAUCUGGCAGUCAAUCCCAUGGAUAAUUCACUCUACGUCCUCGACAAUAACGUUGUGCUACAGAUCUCUGAGAACCACCAAGUGCGCAUCGUGGCGGGGAGGCCCAUGCAUUGCCAGGUGCCAGGCAUGGAUCACUUUCUCCUCAGCAAGGUAGCAAUCCAUGCCACACUGGAGUCUGCCACCGCCCUGGCUGUCUCCCAUAACGGAGUCCUGUACAUUGCUGAGACCGACGAGAAGAAGAUCAACCGCAUCAGGCAGGUCACCACCAAUGGAGAGAUUUCCCUCGUGGCCGGUGCCCCAAGCAGCUGUGACUGCAAGAACGAUGCUAACUGUGACUGCUUCUCGGGGGACGAUGGCUAUGCCAAGGAUGCCAAACUCAACGCGCCAUCCUCCCUGGCGGUGUGUGCAGAUGGGGAGCUGUAUGUCGCUGAUCUUGGAAAUAUCAGAAUCCGCUUUAUUCGGAAAAACAAGCCAUUCCUCAACACACAAAAUCUAUAUGAGUUAUCCUCGCCCAUAGACCAGGAACUCUACUUGUUUGACACCAGUGGGAAGCACCUUUAUACCCAGAGCCUUACCACUGGAGAUUAUCUUUACAAUUUUACUUAUUCUGGAGAUGGAGAUAUAACCCUGAUCACUGAUAAUAAUGGAAAUUUAGUCAAUAUCCGAAGAGAUUCCACAGGGAUGCCCCUCUGGCUGGUGGUGCCUGAUGGCCAAGUCUACUGGGUGACAAUUGGUACCAACAGUGCACUCAAGAGUGUAACAACACAGGGGCAUGAAGUCGCCAUGAUGACUUACCACGGCAACUCCGGUCUCCUUGCCACUAAAAGCAAUGAAAAUGGUUGGACAACAUUUUAUGAGUACGACAGCUUUGGCCGCCUGACCAACGUGACCUUCCCUACUGGCCAAGUGAGCAGCUUCCGCAGUGAUACCGACAGCUCCGUGCACGUCCAGGUGGAAACCUCCAGCAAGGAUGAUGUCACGAUAACAACCAAUUUGUCAGCAUCAGGAGCCUUCUACACCCUGCUCCAAGACCAAGUCCGAAACAGCUACUACAUCGGUGCUGAUGGCUCUCUCAGACUGAUGCUUGCCAACGGCAUGGAGGUGGCCCUGCAAACCGAGCCACAUCUGCUGGCUGGCACUGUCAACCCCACAGUGGGCAAGAGGAAUGUCACCCUCCCCAUCGACAAUGGACUCAAUCUUGUGGAGUGGAGGCAGAGGAAGGAGCAAGCAAGAGGGCAGGUCACCGUCUUUGGACGUCGACUGAGGGUUCACAACAGAAACCUGCUGUCCCUCGACUUUGAUCGUGUGACAAGGACAGAGAAAAUCUAUGAUGACCACCGCAAGUUCACGCUCCGCAUCCUCUACGACCAGGCAGGGAGGCCCAGUCUCUGGUCACCAAGCAGCAGACUGAAUGGGGUCAAUGUCACCUAUUCCCCAGGAGGACACAUUGCGGGGAUUCAGAGGGGCACAAUGUCAGAAAGGAUGGAGUAUGACCAGUCUGGCAGAAUUACAUCCAGGAUCUUUGCUGAUGGCAAAUCAUGGAGCUACACUUACUUGGAGAAGUCCAUGGUGCUGCUCCUUCACAGCCAGAGACAGUACAUCUUUGAGUUUGACAAGAAUGACCGGUUGUCAUCGGUGACCAUGCCCAAUGUUGCACGUCAGACUUUAGAAACCAUUCGUUCCAUUGGCUACUACAGGAACAUUUACCGACCACCAGAAGGCAACGCCUCGGUUAUUCAGGAUUUCACAGAGGAUGAGCAGCUCCUCCACACUUUGUACUUGGGCACAGGGAGACGUGUCAUCUACAAGUACGGAAAAUUGUCCAAGUUAGCUGAGAUGCUCUAUGACACCACAAAGAUCAGUUUCACUUACGAUGAAACUGCUGGCAUGCUGAAGACCAUCAACUUGCAGAAUGAAGGGUUCACCUGUACGAUCAGGUACAGACAAAUAGGGCCCCUCAUUGAUCGACAGAUUUUCCGUUUCACUGAGGAAGGCAUGGUGAAUGCACGCUUUGACUACAAUUACGACAACAGCUUUCGGGUGACCAGCAUGCAAGCAGUCAUCAACGAGACACCUUUACCUAUUGAUCUCUACAGGUAUGAUGACGUGUCAGGCAAAACUGAGCAAUUUGGUAAAUUUGGAGUAAUUUACUACGAUAUCAACCAGAUUAUCACCACUGCUGUCAUGACUCAUACUAAACAUUUUGAUGCCUAUGGCAGAAUGAAGGAGGUCCAGUAUGAGAUAUUCCGGUCUCUCAUGUACUGGAUGACUGUGCAGUACGACAACAUGGGAAGAGUGGUUAAGAAAGAGCUGAAGGUUGGCCCUUAUGCAAACACAACUAGGUACUCAUAUGAAUAUGAUGCUGAUGGCCAGUUGCAGACAGUGUCUAUCAAUGACAAACCACUCUGGCGUUACAGCUAUGACCUAAAUGGAAACCUCCAUUUGUUGAGUCCGGGGAAUAGUGCCCGCCUUACACCGCUCAGGUAUGACCUCAGGGAUAGGAUUACUAGACUGGGGGAUGUGCAGUACAAAAUGGAUGAAGAUGGCUUCCUGAAGCAAAGGGGCAAUGAUAUUUUUGAGUACAAUUCAGCUGGCCUGCUCAUCAAAGCCUACAAUAAAGUUAGUGGGUGGAGUGUGAAGUACCGCUAUGAUGGCCUAGGGAGGAGAGUCUCCAGCAAAACCAGCCAUGGUCAUCACUUGCAGUUCUUCUACGCAGAUCUGACCAACCCAACCAAGGUCACCCAUCUAUACAACCACUCAAGUUCUGAGAUCACCUCCCUUUACUAUGACCUCCAAGGCCACCUCUUUGCAAUGGAGCUCAGCAGCGGUGAUGAAUUCUACAUAGCUUGCGAUAACAUUGGCACUCCUUUGGCUGUUUUCAGCGGGACUGGCUUAAUGAUCAAGCAGAUACUGUACACAGCAUAUGGGGAGAUCUAUAUGGACACCAAUCCCAACUUCCAGAUCAUCAUUGGCUACCAUGGAGGACUGUAUGACCCCCUCACAAAGCUUAUCCACAUGGGACGGAGAGACUAUGAUGUGCUAGCGGGUCGGUGGACAAGUCCAGACCAUGAUAUGUGGAAGCAUCUGAGUAGCAAUAAUAUAAUGCCUUUCAACCUGUAUAUGUUCAAAAACAACAACCCCAUUAGCAACUCUCAGGAUAUCAAAUGUUACAUGACAGAUGUCAACAGUUGGCUGCUCACCUUCGGGUUCCAGCUACACAACGUCAUCCCCGGCUACCCCAAGCCAGACGUGGAUGCAAUGGAGCCGUCCUAUGAGCUAAUCCACACACAGAUGAAAACCCAAGAAUGGGACAAUAGCAAGUCAAUUUUGGGGGUCCAGUGUGAAGUGCAGAAGCAGCUGAAGGCCUUUGUCACUCUCGAGCGCUUCGAACGGAUCUACAGCUCCAGCAUCGCUGGGUGCCAGCAUAUCAAGAAGAACAAGAACUUUGCUUCUGGAGGCUCCAUCUUCGGCAAGGGCGUCAAGUUCGCCAUGAAGGAUGGGCGAGUGGCCACCGACAUUAUCAGCGUGGCCAACGAGGACGGGCGGAGGAUCGCGGCCAUCCUGAACAACGCCCAUUACCUGGAGAACUUGCACUUCACCAUCGACGGGGUGGACACACACUAUUUCAUUAAGCAGGGGCCAUCGGAGGGUGACCUGUCCAUCCUGGGCCUCAGCGGCGGGCGGAGAACCCUGGAGAACGGCGUGAAUGUGACAGUGUCCCAGAUCAACACAGUGCUGAGUGGGAGGACUAGACGUUACACAGACAUCCAGCUCCAGUACGGUGCACUGUGUCUAAACACUCGCUACGGGACCACCUUGGACGAGGAGAAGGCCCGUGUCCUGGAGCUGGCCCGACAGCGCGCUGUCACCCAAGCUUGGUCCCGGGAACAGCAGAGACUGCGGGAUGGGGAGGAGGGUAUUCGAUCAUGGACAGAAGGGGAGAGGCAACAAGUGCUAAACACGGGCCGGGUACAGGGCUACGAUGGCUAUUUUGUGAUCUCAGUGGAGCAGUACCCUGAACUCUCAGACAGCGCCAACAACAUCCACUUCAUGAGACAGAGUGAAAUGGGCAGAAGGUGACAGAGAGGGUCAAUGCGGUGACUUCUUGCCAAAGACAGCUACUCUUUUGUGGCCACUUACCUGACUGUGUUGUACUCAAUACUUUUUCUAAACUGAACAAGGGGGGGGGGAGGAAAAUAGAAAGAAAAGGAAUAAUACAGUUGCACUGUAACUCAUGCAACAUACUUUUUUCCCUCUUUAAUUUGGCCUUCACAUGUUUUUUGCAAUGAACAGAAGGUAUAUUUUGCCGUAGUGUGAUCACAGUGAAAUUUACUGUCUCUUGUCCUUUUUUGGUUUUGUUUCGUUUUCGUUUUUCCCCCUCUUUUGUGAGGAAUUUGAAGUGGGGAGUCGUCAACGUACGUACGUCCUUAGGUGUAAGUGCGAAAUGGGUGUCUAUGCUAACUCGUGUCAUCCUAACCCUUUCUGGUUUGGGCAGGGACAGAGAGCCUUCCACCCAAAACAUGGGGAGUCCACGGCAUGCCAGAGAGCUCUUCCUGGAAAGAAAGGAGAUGGAAGACAACGCUGAUUCUGACACUCUGAAAGUGACCGUCCGAAUCAUGUGCCUCAAAAGAGACCUUACCAGUAGUUUUCAUGUUUCAGUUGGGACAUAAAGUGUUUCCUUGGGGGCUCCUGCUGAGCAGAAGUAGAUUAUAGAGGCAAAGGAGCUGAUUAUAUUACUUUGCAAGAUGAUUCUCUUCCUUCCUGAACUGGAAUAAAAAAAGAAAAAAAAACAGUCUUUUUUCAUUAUGAGAGUAGAUACUUUUGGGGUUUUUUUGUGUGUGCACAAAUCCUGGUUUUAGUUAAAUAACCUAGCAAAAGCCAAGAAAAGGGACUCCUGCUCUAUUGAGAAAAGCUAAAAUAAAUCCUCUCUCUCAUACGUAGAGCUGUUCUAUAGGUGGAUUUAAUGCACCCAUGUUGUACAUUUGCUAAUGGCAUAACUUCAUUAAAUGUAUAGUGUUUCAGUACAUGAGGCUACGUGUUUAACAGUCCACUGUGCUGUAUCUGAUAAAACCAGUUAAUUUUUAAGAAGCUGAUUUGAAUUUAAAAGUAGUUAUAGUAUCCCAGUGACAUACCACUGAAAAUUAGAGCCAAACCCUGCUUUUCCUGAUUCUGGAGCUUGUAUUUAUUGGCUGGGAAAUGCAGUUUUGAGUAGCAUGCUGGCAAGUCGUUUAUGACUAUGGCAGAUAAAUGUCUCCCGGGGACUUUGGCAGCAGGGAUUUUAAAAUGCUUAAUAAGUAGCAACAGCUUGUGCGUGGUGGGACAAGAAGGAGAAUAUUGGAAUCAGCUCUCUCACUGUUUCUUACACGAGCUCGAAUUAAAUGGAGAGCACAGUUGACUGUUAGCAGUGACGAAGGGAGAGAUUGAGUGGAAAUGCCCACUGCAGAGGGGACCAAGUGCUUUAAUGAGAAACUGCUGACAAAGUCACUCGGCAUGCUAAUGUAAUUUGUAUUCACAUAACCUCUGUGCUCUGGUAUUUGCAAGAGUCCUUGAAAUUCAAGGGAGCAAGGAGAUGAGCUCAGCAUCCUCUUCCCUGCCUGAAACAGUCCUGUGAUAGCAAGGGCUGUUUCUGCAGGCAGAGAUGUUACCCCACCUCUCAAUGGAGCUCUGGCUGGAGGUGGCCAACCCUGGUCCCAAACAGAUGUCUUAUCACACUGACACCAGCACGUAUCCCGAUUCUAAGAGCUCUCACUGUGUUUCUUUGGGAACAGCUCAGUCCUGGCUUUUUAUUCCAUCCACUUUGGUUUUUGCUUCCCAGUUCUUCAGAGAGAUAACCCAAGAUGUGCAAAUCCAUGCCAAGGCUGUUUCCUGACUUGGAGCCCUACAAUGCACCUGUGUCCUCGGAGCCAGCUCUUCUGCACUCAUGCCACCAGCACUGCCAUCCUCCAGCACAGACUGAUACUUGUUUGCAGGGUCUCACCCCCCAGACAAAGCGGGGGUGUUAUGUUGGGCAUGCAGUCCUCGAGCAGCGAAACAUUGGCAGCCCCAGUGCUAUCACGGUUUCCCCGUAGAUGCCAGCUGCCAGCUCCGUCUGCCUUGCCUGUCUGUUCCAGGGUGCUUGCCAGAAGGAAGGUGAUGGGAUGGAAAUUCCCCUAACAGACUGUUCCUCCUCCAGUUCCCAAUCCCUAAUGCCUUUGGCUGUGUGGUCAUAACCACCGGUAUGGUUUUGAUUUUCUGGUGGUCUCUCCUGCUUGCAGUGAAGGUGAUGAUGCUGGUACUUUGUCCCAGUGCUGUACUCUGAACCACCCCUUGCAGCACACAACCUUUAUUACUUUGGCAGGAGUCAACCACAGGCAGUUGGAAAGGGUAUCCAGUUCUAGCAGAGUCAACUCGGAGAAGAUGCGUUAGCCAGACCAGCUCUAGGCUUUGGCAAGGGAGCAGUUGCUUUAGGCUGCCGCCUGCCAGGAAUGGUUAAAAGGCCAUGGCAUUACCACCUGUAUUGCCAGCAUCAAGCUCUUGGGAAGCCUCAAUUGCCCCGAGGAUGUGCUGGUGGGGAUUAGGGGAAAUGUUAGACAAACCAGCAGUAGCCACCUACUCAAAGGAGGCAGCACCCUCUUCACAAUGCUACCCAGCUUCCCCAUCCCCAAGUCACAUCAGGGACAAAUCCUUCUUAGAACCUCAAACUUGUGAUGGCUGUGAAUAUCUAAAACAGCAUGAAUGGAGGAAAAAACAUCUGCAGGAAGCUGGAUCGAAAGGUAUAAAUCCCUGGUGAAUACCUGCAGUGCAGAGAGGACUCAAUGUGCCUCCCAUUUACACUGCCCCACUCCGAGCGGCUCCGAAGAGAACUGGUGCUUCUGUAUCCAUCCCCAUCCAUAUGUUACAAUGCUAAGAAGAGUAGUGCAAGAGUAAAUGGACCAUGUUUCCAUGGAGCCAAGAAAAGGGAUUCAAGUGUGAAACAUUCCUACUGGAACCCUGCCAGCCUGAGAUGGCACCUCUACAGCCUUACAGAGACUCUUCAGGUUAUUACAUGAGCUAAUGACUUUGAGGAGUUCACCCAUGUUCAAGAGUCUUACAGUCCUGCCGUGCACACUCAGCAUGCCUGGACCCAGGAGUCAUCCUGCUCUGCACCAUGGCAAAGGCAAACCCCUCGAGUUGCAUUUCUCAGCAUCCUCAAGCAGCGGUGGGAUGCAACUGCGCCUGUCUGCCUGCCAGGUCCACGAGGAUCUUCUCCCGGGCCUGCACAUGGCGUGGGAACUAUGGACAUUAGGUCAAAAAGGGGAAAAAAGUAUAUAUGUAAAAGUAUAUAUAUGUAUAUGUUGCUCCUCUCUAUCAAAACAGAAAACUUAAAAGGGAUGGCUGUCUAGUGUUGGGGACAAACCUGACCAAAGACAGCUACUACAUUCCUAAAUCCUCAGCCUCUGUGAAAGCUUUCAACUUCACCUAGAUGGCAAAACAAGAACAUUUUCAGUCCUGAAGCCCUAAAUUUACCCCUCCAUUAGUGAAAAAUGCUUUUUCUACAGUAUCUCAAGUGCAUUCCCAUGGAAUGGGUUGAGAACACAAAGAGUUGUGCCCUGAUCAAGGGACUGCACUCCACUGUCCACAAGCAUUUUCAUUCUACUGACGGCACCAUAGCCACUUCCCAGCCCUUGUGUUGCCCCUUCUGCCUCUGCUAUGGGCCAUGCUGUGUGUGCCUGACCCUUCUGACUUUGCUUAUAGGAAGGGGUGCAGCAAUUCAUUGCUUUGGUAGGAUUGGGAGGUCCUGGCUGCAAAUCCCACAGCACUAAUCCCCAUCUCAUAGAAUCGUAGAAUGGUUUGAGAUGGAAGGUACCUUAAAGAUCAUCUCAUUCCAAUCCUCCUGCCAUGAUCAGGGAUACCUUCCAUGAGAUCGGGGUUGGUCAGAGGUCCAUCGAACCUGGUCUUGAACACUUCCACGGAUGGGGCAGCCACAACUUCUCUGGGCAACCUGUCCAGUACCUCACCACCCUCACAGUAAA